Euleptes europaea (tarantolino) is the source of this 1828-nucleotide messenger RNA. It is a transcript of the gene GAD1, whose product is annotated as glutamate decarboxylase 1. Gene Ontology annotation, biological process: GABA biosynthetic process. Gene Ontology annotation, molecular function: glutamate decarboxylase activity; pyridoxal phosphate binding. The record is from RefSeq and is a predicted model, not a curated record. The transcript has 16 exons. NCBI's taxonomy places the organism in Eukaryota, Metazoa, Chordata, Lepidosauria, Squamata, Sphaerodactylidae. Bases 1 to 1773 code for a protein of 590 amino acids. Gene Ontology annotation, cellular component: presynaptic active zone; cytoplasm.
AUGGCCACCUCGGACCCAUCCUCCUCCAACGCCGCGCAGGAUCCCAACACGGCGAGUUUGCGACCCACAACCUAUGACACCUGGUGCGGAGUGGCUCACGGAUGCACGAAGAAAAUCGGACUCAAGAUAUGUGGGUUCUUGCAAAGGAAUAACAGCCUGGAAGACAAAAGCCGCUUGGUGAGCGCACUCAAGGAAAGGCAGUCGUCCAAGAACCUGCUGGCCUGUGAAAACAGCGAGAAAGAAGUCAGGUUCCGGAGGACCGAGACAGACUUCUCCAACCUCUAUGCCCGGGAUUUGCUGCCGGCCAAGAAUGGAGAGGAGCAGACGGUGCAGUUCCUACUGGAGGUGGUGGACAUUCUCCUGGCUUAUGUACGGAAGACCUUUGACAGGUCCACCAAGGUGCUGGAUUUCCACCACCCACACCAGCUCCUGGAAGGCAUGGAAGGUUUCAACCUGGAGCUUUCUGACAACCCAGAGUCACUUGAACAGAUCCUAGUAGACUGUAGAGACACGUUGAAAUACGGAGUCAGGACAGGUCAUCCCCGCUUUUUCAACCAGCUUUCUACAGGACUAGAUAUCAUUGGCUUGGCUGGGGAAUGGUUGACAUCUACGGCUAAUACAAACAUGUUUACGUAUGAAAUUGCGCCUGUUUUUGUGCUCAUGGAGCAAAUAACACUUCGAAAAAUGAGAGAGAUUAUUGGAUGGUCAAAUAAAGAUGGAGAUGGUAUCUUCUCACCUGGUGGUGCUAUAUCCAAUAUGUAUAGCAUCAUGGCAGCCCGCUACAAGUAUUUCCCAGAAGUCAAAACCAAAGGCAUGGCUGCAGUGCCGAAACUGGUCCUUUUUACCUCAGAACACAGUCACUAUUCCAUGAAAAAGGCUGGAUCUGCACUUGGCUUUGGAACUGAAAAUGUGAUUUUGGUAAAGUGUAAUCAAAGGGGCAAAAUAAUACCAAGUGAUUUGGAAGCCAAGAUUUUGGAAGCCAAACAAAAGGGAUAUGUUCCCCUUUAUGUGAAUGCAACCGCUGGCACAACAGUUUACGGGGCCUUUGAUCCAAUUCAGGAGAUUGCAGAUAUUUGUGAAAAAUAUAACCUUUGGCUCCAUGUAGAUGCUGCUUGGGGAGGUGGAUUACUCAUGUCCAGAAAGCAUCGUCAUAAGCUGAAUGGAAUAGAAAGAGCCAAUUCUGUCACAUGGAAUCCACACAAGAUGAUGGGAGUUUUAUUACAGUGUUCUGCCAUUCUCCUUCGGGAAAAGGGUAUACUUCAAGGUUGCAACCAGAUGUGUGCAGGAUAUCUGUUUCAGCAAGACAAGCAAUAUGAUAUAACCUAUGACACUGGAGAUAAAGCAAUACAGUGCGGCCGCCAUGUUGACAUAUUCAAAUUCUGGUUGAUGUGGAAAGCCAAGGGUACGGUAGGAUUUGAAAGUCAGAUCAACAAAUGUCUUGAAUUAUCAGAAUACCUCUACAAUAAAAUUAAGAAUAGAGAGGAGUUUGAGAUGGUUUUUGAAGGAGAGCCUGAACAUACAAAUGUAUGUUUCUGGUACAUUCCACCAAGUCUCAGGGGUAUUCCAGACUCUGAUGAGAGGAGAGAAAAAUUACAUCGGGUGGCACCAAAAAUCAAGGCCCUCAUGAUGGAAUCCGGUACCACGAUGGUUGGAUAUCAGCCUCAGGGAGAUAAAGUCAACUUCUUCCGAAUGGUUGUUUCGAAUCCAGCAGCUACCAAGUCUGACAUUGACUUCCUCAUUGAGGAGAUCGAAAGAUUGGGGCAAGAUCUGUAAUCCACUUGAUUAACCGACUGUACUUCUUUAAAGCACUAUUUUCCAGUACUGGCUU